Hyalella azteca is the source of this 2301-nucleotide messenger RNA. Its product is annotated as nascent polypeptide-associated complex subunit alpha, muscle-specific form. The transcript is spliced from 10 exons. Bases 232 to 2301 code for a protein of 689 amino acids. NCBI's taxonomy places the organism in Eukaryota, Metazoa, Arthropoda, Malacostraca, Amphipoda, Hyalellidae. The record is from RefSeq and is a predicted model, not a curated record.
AUUGACCCCAGGACGGAGAAAGACGUCUUCGAAGCUCUGCACAAGCAGGGGAGUUCUGGCGAGAAAGUUCGGCGCUCAAAGCACUUGCGCGGUCAGCACGAGUUCCUACGUAACCAUGAAGUUGUCCUGAGAUCCUCCCGAGCUGGGGACGACUACGACAGAACUACGACAACCAUCGACGAAUUCUACGACCACCACACUAAGGGCUACGAUGAACGCUCUAAGGGAUACAUGGAUCCCCUUAAAGCUUAUGAUGAUCGAGCUAAGGGUUAUGUUGAAAGCUCCAAGGGUUAUGAUGUCAGACCUAAGGGUUAUGAAGAACGCUCUAAGGCCUACCUUGAUCCAGCUAAGGUGUAUGAUGACCGUGCUAAGGGUUACAUGGAGCCUCCUAAGGGUUAUGAUGAUAGGAAUAAGGGGUAUGGUGAGCCCUCCAAGAGCUAUGACCCACGUGAUAAGGACUAUGAACAACAUCACAGAGACUAUGAUGAACACAGUAAGGGCUUCUUGGAUCAUCAUAAAGGGCUCGCUAAGGCCCGCUCCAGCGGCUACGACAGCUAUCCUGAGAGGCGCAUGGAUACUCUUUACUCCCCAGCCUAUGACAAAUCAUCAGACAAGUACUAUGACAAAUCAACUGACAAGUACUAUGACAAAUCAACAGACAAGUACUAUGACAAAUCAACAGACAAAUACUAUGACAAAAUACCUGACAAGUAUCAUGACAAGAUCCCUGACAAGCUCUACGGUGACAAAGAUCCCGAAAAAGUCUAUAGACAAUCUACCGACAAACUGUCGUAUGACAAGAACUAUGCAGGUAAGUAUGACAAGUACGAGGAUGUUGAUCCGUCAACUUCAUUGUCGCAGAAACAAACAUACGACAAAGAUGUUUUGACGCACGACAAGGCUUAUGACAAGACGUUUGACAAGAAGCAUAGGCGGGAGAAGCGUCUUGGCAGCUAUGGGGAGCCUGGGGAUAGGCAGGCCGGUCGAGGAAUGGACGAACGCAUCCCCUGUGCUAGGAGGGAAGAAGAUAACUGGCCCUCGCCCGAAGAGCUGCUACCACCACCCCACCACACCGACUAUCACCACCAGCACCGCAGCUCUCGCUCACCACCACCAAUUUCUUCUCACCACCCACACCACCUACCUCCUCACAUGGCUGAACACCACCCUGGUGGUGGUGUUCAACCUCGGUUGAGUGACCCGAAAAUGAUGACUCACUUACAUCAUCAACCACCACCAAAUUCCACGCUUGCUCCACCACAACAACCACCACCACAACCACCACCAACACAUGGUUUACCGCCAUCUCACCACCCGCAUCAUCAACCACCACCAGGCAUGCAACCACAAAAUCCACUUAACCAGCAUCCACCACAACCAAUGCACCACCAACCACCACCACCAUCACAACCUAUACAACCACACCAAACCAUGCACCAACUACCACCACCACCACCAACCAUGAGUCAACCACCACCAUCAAACACCGCACCACCACCACCACACAACCACCAGUUCGCAACCAUGUCCCAAUUCAACCAACCACCACCGAACAUCCAACCCCUCAACAUCCGUGGUCCCGCUGGGGGACCAAACAUCCGUGGGCCCAUGGGGGGUCCGGGACAGCUGGGGCCCCCUGGCCCCAUGGGGGUGCCAUACCGGGGACGGGCUGGGGACUGGGCCACGGGACCGCUGCCGCCGCAACAGUGGGACCGGCCCAACAGGAUCAACAGGUCAGAAGACUUCAGUGAGGCUGGUGGCUGGAGUGGCUCAAGCGUGGCUGCUGAAGUGGCUGAUGUGGCUAGUGGCCAGGCUGACGGUGGCAUGUGGCUAAACAAACGCCACAUGCAUGCCAUCCCGCCACAGCCACAUGACAAUCCUGCAUGGCAACAUGCCAGGCCGGGACUGCGGGAGGCCGGCGCCAUGAUGCACCAGGACCCACACAGCGAAACUGCUGUUACUGUUGCUACUGUUACUGUCACUCCUGUUACUGCUGCUACAGUAACUACUGCUACAGUAUCUACUGCUACUGUUACUGCUACUGUAUCUACUGUCACUGAGACUGUAACUGCCGAUACGUCAUUUGCUGCAGCUGAAGCAACUGAAAAUGAAGGAGGUACUGUAGCAGCUGUAACUGCAGCUGUAGCAGCUGUAACUGCCACUACAACUGCUACGGCAGUGGACGCUGCCAUUACUUCCCUUAAUAAUGAAACGUUUGAGGAGGAAGAGACGAUGGACUUGGAGGAAAUCAGCGACGACGAUCUAGAGGACGAGCGACAGGCUAAGUUCAGUGAGUUCUGA